AUGAUUAUGGAUCCUUUUCUCCAGAAGGCUGCAGAAGUUAGUAAGCAACAUCCAAAACCUGACAUGAAGUUCAGUUAUGGAACCGCAGGGUUUCGUACGCUGGCUGACAAUCUGGACUCUGUGAUGUUUCGCAUGGGCUUGCUAGCCGUUCUGCGUUCAAAGGCCAAAAAUGGACAAGUAAUCGGUGUGGUCGUCACUGCUUCUCAUAACCCAGAGCACGAUAAUGGUGUGAAACUUGUCGAUCCUUUUGGCGAGAUGCUACAGCCAUCUUGGGAGAGACAUGCAUCGGAACUUGCCAAUGCUGAAGAUGUGGCUGAAGUCCUGAGGGGGGUAGUCACAGAACACGGUAUCGAUUGGAAUGUCCCAGCUAAAGUUUUCAUUGCACGAGACACCAGACCAAGUGGUAAAAAGUUCGUGCAGGCUCUAGCGGAAGGAAUUGAAGCUUUGGGUGGAUCGUAUCAGGAUUACGGUAAGGAGAUAAUUUUUCCUUUGGGGGAGGAGGGGUUGAAUACUGAACGGAAGUAAAGAGCCGAGCUCAAUCUUUUGGCCAUAUCCUUAGUUCAACCGGUAAGAUGUAUUCUCUAUCCAAGUUUAGUGAGAGUUCUUGUUUGUAAGUUAGAACUCUAGAAAGAUUGGAAUUCCUGUCUCCAAUACUAACCAAAUUGGACGACCUUUAAGCGCCGGGGAGUCUAGGAAUGUUAAACUGUGGUGAUAUUGUGUAGAAAUACUAAUAUUAUCAUGUGAAGGUGGCCAGAAAUAUAUGCAAAGCUGCUGAAUAACUUACAAGGGUGUCUUUUACGAGAGCUUUGAUUGUAGGAUAAAGUGGUGUAUUUGGACAAUAAUUAGUAUAAGUGACAUGGUGGCAGUGAAACUAGUAGAAACACCCUUAACCUUUAAACUUGCAAGAUCUGAUUGUUAAUUCUCCCCUCUACCUGCUUCACAUUUUCAUGUAAAUCAGUUACGAGAGUUUGGUACUAGAUCAAUAAAACAACUUGUACAUGAUAAGUUAAAUAUUCUCAUUGCCUGUUUGUUGGAUAAUGUAUGAAUACGAAAGGGAGAAGUUACAUUUUAAUCACUUCUGGGAGUUAAAGGGUUAAGACUCUAGCUGGUGUGACCUAAUGCAAUGUGUCUUCUCUUUACAGUUCUAGCAAACUGUGCAGCAGUAGUUUAUUCUUAACUCCCAAGUAGAAAAGAAAAAGCUGUGAAUAUGCCCGCAUAUCUGUUUUUCCUUUUGGCAGAUAAACUAACACUUUGUUUUAUACACCUGAAUAAAAGUUAACAAUGUGAUCUUUAACUGUAAAGGGGGUAAGUUUGUAAAGAAACUGUGUUGCUGCAUUGGUGGGAGACUAACAGGGUAAUUUGGUGUUAUCAACUGGGUUAAAGACUUAAAUUGGCCACUGUAAAGAGUUUCAAAGCUGACGUUUUGAACAUUACCGUACCCGCAUGGUCAAUUAUUGCAUAUGGCGAAAAAAAAGUUAACAGAUUACCUGCACUGGUGGAUAACCCGCAUGUUAUGUUAUUCAACUUUAUUAUUUCAACAUUAAGGUGAUACAUUUCAGUCUAUUAAAAGUUGUCUGAUCUAACUUUCGAAAACUUGAAAGCGUCUUUGUCAAGUUUAAAGGUCAAAGAAAUUCAGGCACAUGCACAAUUCUGUGUCAAUGUUAGCAUGUAUUUUAUUGAUAAAAUUAUACAGUAAAAACACUAGUUGCCCAUGCCCAAGUCUCUAUGUUUCAUACUUGACAAAAUGCGAAUUUGUGGGCACAUUUUGUGCAAGCGAUCAGUAGCCCUUUGUCAUAGUGAAAGACUGAAGGGCUAAUGCUUGAAACAUCAGUUUUGUAACCCUUCAUGGUGGCCAAUUUACAUUAUCAACUCAGUUGAUAAUACUUAAUUACCCUGUUUAUCUUAAACUGUAAUGGGAUGAACAUGAAACUCAAAUUUCUUACCGACUGAUGCAGUUUUCCUGUAUUAAAGUCCUUUUGGCACCCUUAUCAGCUUAACACUUUCAUUCUUAAGACCUCAUUAGUAAUUCUCCUCACUGUCUGCCAUAUAAUUUCUAUGAUGUUAGUUGGGUGAGUUAGGUAUUGGAUCAACUAAUAAUCCUUUAAUUAAUAUCUUUCCUCUUAUCACUUGUCUGGUUGAUUUUAUGUUGACAAUGUAAAAAGUAUUUUUUGUUUUGGUCACUUUUAGGAGUUUAAGGUUUCACUGAUGUAUAAAAGUUGUAAUGCCUUACAGUGUUAUUGUAUUUAUAUCUGUGUUAACCCUUUACAUCCUAGCAUCAGUAUCUGUAUUCCCCAUACUGUUCUCUACUCAUUUCUUAAGGUGCUGACGAGGAGAAUUUGUUGAACAAUCAAGAACUUUUUUGUUAGUGAUCAUUUCUUUGAUUCUCUUGUCCUUUAAUGUUUAAUAUAGGGGUAAUAUUGUAAGGAGAAACUACAUGUUAGUUACUUGAAGGGGUUUCAAGGUUACAAUGUUGUUUUGAACCUUGAAAUUUAAACUGUGAAAUAUAAUUUUUUGUAGGUGUUUUGUCAACCCCUCAGUUGCAUUACAUGGUGAGAUGUGCCAAUACAGCCGGUGAAUACGGCGAGGCCACAGAAGAGGGAUAUUACAAGAAGAUCUCCAAGGCUUUCCUUCAUCUGCGUUCACUAUCGGGAAAAACUGAUGUACCAGUUAUUAAGCUGGAUGGUGCAAAUGGAGUAGGAGCUCUGAAAAUCAAAGAAAUGGCCCAGCACCUGAAUGAUACCCUCUCCAUUUGGGUGUGUAAUGACGGAUCAACUGGAAAGCUCAAUGAAAAGUGUGGUGCUGAUUUUGUCAAGCUUCAUCAACGUGCUCCUGAAGGAAUGGUUAUAACCCCAGGUGAUCGUUGCGUCACAUUCGAUGGUGAUGCCGAUCGAGUCCUGUAUUUUUAUUUCAACAAAGAAAAUAAAUUUUGUUUGUUAGAUGGAGAUAGAAUUGCCACCUUGAUGGUGGGUUACCUGAAAGACAAACUUGAUAAAACAGGAGUGACACUCGAAAGAGGUUUAGGAAUAGUCCAGACAGCUUAUGCCAAUGGUAGCUCAACAUCCUAUGCCGAGAGCACCCUUGGUGUUCCUGUAGCUUGUGCAAAGACAGGAGUGAAGCAUGUUCACCACAAAGCUGAAGAAUUUGAUAUUGGAGUCUACUUUGAGGCAAAUGGCCAUGGAACUGUGCUGUUUACAAAGGAUGUUGUGGCCAAGAUGAAGGCUAUUGUUCAAGACACUGAUGCUGGCACCGAGAAGCACAAAGCAGCUGAAAAGUUUUUAAGCAUGGUAGAUCUUAUCAACCAAACUGUGGGUGAUGCCAUGAGUGACAUGUUAGUGGUUGAAUCCAUCCUUUAUGAAAAGGGGUGGAGCUUGGAGGACUGGGGAGCUGCAUACACAGACCUCCCCAAUAGGCAACGCAAAGUCACCAUCAAGGAUCGCACAGUCAUUAAAACAACAGAUUCUGAGAGGAAGACUACAGCUCCAGAGGGGCUUCAAGAAGAAAUUGAUAAGCUUGUUGCUGGGUAUAAAAGUGCAAGGUCCUUUGUGCGACCCUCUGGUACUGAGGAUGUUGUCCGUGUUUAUGCAGAGGCAGACACAAGAGAAGCAGUGGAUUCUUUGGCACGAGAAGUCUCUCAGAUAGUUUAUGAUUUAGCUGGUGGUAUUGGAGAGAGACCUUAA
This is a messenger RNA of Pocillopora meandrina, 3677 nucleotides long. NCBI's taxonomy places the organism in Eukaryota, Metazoa, Cnidaria, Anthozoa, Scleractinia, Pocilloporidae. The record is from the annotation of a GenBank genome assembly.